AUGCUCCGUAAUCUACACCUCUUGCCGCCAGGCAUCCUAGCGUUUCUCUGCACAUUUAUCGUCGGCGCCACGAUAUCAUCUUCGGAGACAACCUUACAGCUGCUGCCCGGACAAUAUACAUCUACGACAAACCCCCAACUCCUCCAUAACAUCCUUACUUCUCGUUCAUCAUCCUUAUCUUCGUCUCCUGGUUUCGGGGACGCCACCAACAUCAACCUCCCGCUGGACCUUGCGCUGGAUCCAGGCAUCGCCGUCUUCCCUCAGCCUCUUUAUGCAGGCCAAUCUGCCUUUGCGCCACUCCCAAUCUCCGCAAGCUCCUCCCUUUCGACGCCACUUUCCACGACCCAAUCCAUUGCGCUCUCAUCUAACAUAUGGAUCGCCCUUGACAACCGCGUCGUGCUCUGGGACUCGGUGCCCGACAUGCGCGAGCUCCCGUUCGGCAACACUUCGUCCCUCUCGCUCGUCGCAAUCCAAUCAGCAUCUUGCUCGCCUGCAUGUUCGAGCACGGGUGGGCUGUGCUCGUCUUCGGGCACCUGCGCGUGCCUGCCUGGAUUCACAGGCGCGUCAUGCGAAACUUGCGCACCAGGGCAUUUCGGUGCGACGUGUCAGAGCUGUGAGGCUGGGUGCACGUCGUGUGAUGAGGGGAUCGCGGGGUCGGGCAGGUGCCUGGACUCCCCAGUGAAGAAUGCCCCCGCGACGUGCAACUGUCUCAACGGCGUCUGUGGCGCAAACGGCGAGUGCGCGUGCAACGCCGGGUUCGUGAAGGCGGACAACGGUACUGCGUGCGCCAAGUGCGACAACGGGUUCUUCCAGACGUCUACCGGCGAUUGCAAACUCUGCCAACUCGGCUGCGAUCGAUGCGCCGACGGCACUGGCGUGUGUCUAGCAUGCAAGUCGGGCUUCACACAAGAUGCCAAUGACCGCACCAAGUGCACACCGGUGCCCACAUCGACGUCCAGCGGCACUAUUUGUCCCCAAGGCAGCUUCGCGAACGGGGCUACCUGCUCCCCCUGCUCUCCGUCGUGUCAAUCAUGUACGGGCGGGACGUCAAACGACUGUACCGUCUGCGCGCCCGACACGUUCGCGUUCAACGGCGGCUGCGUGCGCGCGAGCUCUGACGGCGUGUGUGAGGGCUCGACGCGCAUUGCGGACAACAACAAGAGAUCGUGCGAUGCGUGCCCUGCCAAGUGUUCUGCCUGCCGGAUCCCCAACUUCGACCAGGCAUCGAUCGCAAGCAAGCUCCAGUGCACAGCGUGCAUACCGGGUUCAUUCCUAUCGAAUGGACAGUGCGUCGACGCAUGCCCAGCUGGGACAGUUGUCUCUUCGCAAGACAAUUUCACGUGCACUCCAUGCGACUCUUCGUGCACCUCCUGCGCCGGCGACCCCAAGUUCUGUCUCUCCUGCGCGAACAACCAGUUCGCCACCUCAGACGGGAAGUGUGUGCAAUCCUGCCCUUCAAACACCCUCUCCUCCCCGUCAAGCACAUGCACGCCGUGCCACCCCGACUGCGCGUCGUGCUCCGGCGGCGCCUUCAACCAAUGCACUGCUUGCCCGCCAGAGCGCCCCGUCCUCGCCAACGGCCGCUGCCUUCCCACCUGCGCGAAAUCUCAGUUCCUCGAUCCGACGUCCUCGACAUGCCAGUCAUGCGACUCCACAUGCUCUAGUUGUUCCGCCGCGGGCCCGUCCUCCUGCCUCGCAUGCUCCGACAAUACACAGGUCCUGCGCGCAGGACGGUGCGUCGCUGCCAACUGCAGUGGUUCUUCGACGGUUCUCCCUGGAUUAGGCGUCUGCCUCUCCGAGCUAGUGUCCGUGCCCCAGCCCUCUGGGACGGGCACCGCGCCCCCGCUGCCCACCAUCACAGGCCUCAACACGCCCACCGUCGUCACGAACUCGGGCAAACGCACGCUCGAGUGGUGGCAGAUCCUCCUCAUGGCCUUGGGCUGCGCGUUCAUCUUUCUUGUGAUCGUAUGGCUGUUCAGGCGGCGCGCGAGGAAGUCGCGCGCGAAGCGCACUGCGGCGUUCGCGUUCGCGCAGGGGACGCCGCCACCGGCUGGUACUGGUACGAGUUGGUGGUGGCGCCUCAAGCGCUCGAUUGUUUGGGACCGCAGCACUUCGCCUUCGCCGGCGCGGCCGAACGUCCUCGUCCGCAAUUCGCCCCCUCAUCCUGUUACGGCACCGUUGGGAAGUAGAGGCGGAGGCGGCGGGUGGAAGUGGCGGUUGGUGAGAUGGGGCGAGAAGUUAUUCGGACAUCGCAAGAGCCAGCGCGUGUUCUAUGGCACUCAAUCUCAACCACAGCGGACGUACAAGAUCAGCGAGCCGUUCGGGAUGACUCGUGACGCGGAGUCGAUGAGGCUGCAAAGGUUGCGCGCAGCGGAGGAAGCUCGACGUGGUGAAGACGACUACGAUAUGCUGCUGGGGCAGUAUGAUUACCCACGGCCGGGCGAUGGGGAUGGGGCUCCUGCUGCGGCGAACGGAUCCGUGACGCAGGCGAUGAAGAAGGAGAAUAAUUGGAAUCGGAGCAGGGACUCGCUGAUGAGCGCCCCGUCGAUUUACUCGCAGAUGACGGGCAUGCCGAGGAAGGGGCCGGACCCCAGGAUUCCCGUUAAGAAUUGA
Pleurotus ostreatus (oyster mushroom) is the source of this 2613-nucleotide messenger RNA. RefSeq lists its product as uncharacterized. The record is from RefSeq and is a predicted model, not a curated record. Lineage: Eukaryota; Fungi; Basidiomycota; Agaricomycetes; Agaricales; Pleurotaceae. Bases 1 to 2613 code for a protein of 870 amino acids. The transcript is spliced from 6 exons.